UCAAUGAGUGCCCAAAGGCGGUUUGAAAAAUAAACAACAACAACGAGGCUGUCGCACGUUAGCAACGGUUAAACUUUGGUCUGGCCGUAUUGAUCCAACACCUUCGAGUGGAAAAGUCAACUUCAUUCUUUCGUCGUCUUUUCGUUUCCGCGGUUCUAAUUUAACAAUUCCCAAGAAAUGUCCUCAACAACCGGAGGUCGUCGUCCCGGGAAUCGUGGAGGAAAAUCUACACGUGGACAGCGAGGUGCCAACGCUAGGAAAACAUCUCUUCCCGGAGGACUUUCUUCGACCAGAGACAAGCUGUUUGCCAAGCAGGAAAGUGAAGAAUCCGAAUCGACCGAUGCCGUUUCCUCGUCGGAUGAAGAAGAGCGCUGGAAGGAGUCCAACCUGUCCCAGGAUGUUCCCUCGGAGUACUGGCACAUCCAGAAGUUGGUCAAGUAUAUGAAGGCGGGAAACCAGACGGCCACCAUCGUCGCCCUUUGCUGUCUCAAAGAUCACGACCUCACAACACAGAUGAACCAAAGGGCGAUUCAGGAUUGCGGCGGGCUGGAAGUGCUCGUUAAUCUGCUCGAGAGUAACGAUCUCAAAUGCCGACUGGGAGCGCUGACGGUCCUGUCGGAGAUAUCGUCCAAUUUGGACAUCCGUCGUUCGAUUGUUGAUCUCGGGGGUAUUCCGCUGUUGGUGCAAAUCCUGUCCGAGCCGGGUCGGGACCUGAAAGUGAUGGCCGCCGAAACAUUGGCACACGUGGCCAAGGUUCGGCUGGCCCGGAAACUGGUACGCAAAUGCGGCGGCGUGCCGAGGCUGGUGGAUUUGCUGGACGUGGGCAUCAACGUGCUCCGUUCGCAGCGGGACCAGCUGACCGAGGACGAGCGGGAGAUGUUGGACACGGCCCGGGCCGGAGCUCGUGCCCUCUGGUCCCUGUCCGAGUCGCGCCACAACAAGGAGCUAAUGUGCAAGGGAGGCAUCGUACCGCUGAUGGGACGCUUGCUCAAGAGUGUCCAUACCGAUAUCGUUGUUCCGACGAUGGGUACCAUCCAGCAGUGUGCCUCACAGGCCAGCUACCAGCUCGCGAUCACCACCGAGGGGAUGAUAGUCGAUAUCGUGUCGCAUCUGAACUCGGACAACCUGGAUCUGAAGCGGCAGUGCAGUUCCGCUAUUUUCAAGUGCGCCAGUGAUAAGACGGCCAGCGAUAUGGUGCGAGAGUCUGGAGGUUUGGAACCACUGGUUGCGAUCGCCAAGGAUAAAUCCGUCCGGGACAACAAGUCGCUUCUGGCAGCGGCCACCGGUGCAUUGUGGAAGUGCGCUGCCAGUGAAGCCAAUGUCAAGAAACUGGACCAGUUGAAAACGGUCCAAGUGUUGGUACAGCUGCUGAACGAUGAAAGUGAAGAUGUGCUGACCAAUGCAGUUGGAGCGAUUUCAGAAUGUGUCAAGUUUCAAAACAACCGCGAUGUUUUGCGUACUUGUGGCGGAAUACCGUUGCUGGUCAAUUUGCUGAACAUGACCCAUGCUCCGCUGCUGGAAAACAUUGCCAAAACGCUGAAAGAAUGUGCGUUGGAUCCGGAAAGCAUGAUCAUCAUGGAGGAGCUAGAUGCUAUCCGAUUGAUUUGGUCAUUGCUCAAGAAUUCCAAUCCUAAGGUACAAGCUCACGCUGCUUGGGCCCUUUGCCCUUGUAUCGAAAACGCUAAGGAUUCCGGAGAACUGGUGCGAAGUUUCGUGGGUGCACUGGAGUUGGUUGUGGGUCUGCUGAAUUCCCGAGAUAACUUCGUACUGUCGGCGGUUUGUGCGGCCAUUGCGACCAUUGCAAAGGAUCGGGAAAACCUAUCGGUUUUGUCGGAUCACAAGGUGAUCCCGAUGUUGGCCCACCUCGUUUACACCACGGACGAUCUGUUGAGGGAGAAUUUGGCGGCCGCCAUCGCCAGCUGUGCCCCGUACUCUUUCAACACUCAGGAGCUGGGCCGAUUGAGAACCGUUACACCCAUCGUCGGAUACAUGGUUAGCAACAACCCUCGGGUUCAUCGAACCACGGCCAUGGCUCUGCAGAAACUCUCGGAAGAUCCUCAGAAUUGCAUCACGAUGCAUCAGAGCGGCGUGGUUCCAUUUCUACUGGAAACUGUCGGCUCUAAGGAUCGUGAGUUGCAGGAGGCUUCCGCAGGUUGUUUGCAGAACAUUCGGAAAUUGGCCCUCAGAGCGGAGGAAAUGGAAUUUCGUGGAGAGUAACAGUCUAAAUUAUUGUCUUUCUGUGUUUGUUGAUAUAAAUAUGUUUUGAGGUUUUCCAAAACACCUUUAAACUUUGCUGUUAUUCACGAGGAGAAACUUCUGGGAAAGGAAUUUUUUAAAGUUGAAAAAGUUUAAGGUCCGUUAAUUAUUGAAAUUUUCCGUAAAAUUAAUA
Uranotaenia lowii is the source of this 2389-nucleotide messenger RNA. It is a transcript of the gene gudu, whose product is annotated as armadillo repeat-containing protein gudu. Lineage: Eukaryota; Metazoa; Arthropoda; Insecta; Diptera; Culicidae. The transcript has 5 exons. Gene Ontology annotation, molecular function: protein binding. Bases 178 to 2217 code for a protein of 679 amino acids. The record is from RefSeq and is a predicted model, not a curated record.